This is a messenger RNA of Pogonomyrmex barbatus (red harvester ant), 1080 nucleotides long. RefSeq names its product Protein pasi2 (gene pasi2). The record is from RefSeq and is a predicted model, not a curated record. Gene Ontology annotation, cellular component: plasma membrane. Lineage: Eukaryota; Metazoa; Arthropoda; Insecta; Hymenoptera; Formicidae. Gene Ontology annotation, biological process: regulation of tube length, open tracheal system; septate junction assembly; establishment of glial blood-brain barrier.
UCCAUCUUAUGUGAUACGUGCCUGGAUUGUGAUUGCAUACAAGAGAUGAAUGGUAGUAACGUUUCGAAUAUUUGACAAGGCGUGUCCAUUACGCGAAGAAUCAACACGAAGCAUUUUGCAUACACCUUCAAAUAUGCGAACGCAAUAAGUGAAUAGAGAAGGUGUAUUAAACACAUAUCGUAUUCAUAUCGUUAUUUAUAUUAUAAGGAACUUAUAUAACCAAAUUAUCUGUUUAAGAUUUCCAUAAGUGGUGAAUCAAAAUGCAUUAUGGAAAGAAGUCUCCCAGCAUGGGAACGCCGUCUGUAUAUUCCCAUGUAACUACUACUCGUAGUAGUGCAAAUCUCAGAUCUUCUAGAUCGGCUCGCAGUGUAAAAAUUCCAUGGUAUCAAAAGCCAAUAGUGACGCAUGCUUUUAUACUUGACAUUCAAAGAGGUGCUAUGUUUACUGCUAUAUUUGCAGCGUGCCUAGCCUUUUUUACGAUAUGUACAGCUGUUUUUGAUAUCUACUGCCUUUCACAAGCUACACCUGGCUCUACACACUAUGGCUAUUAUAUUAUAUCAUAUGAAUUUGUUUAUGUCGGUAGUCAACAUGUUCGAAACGCUCUGAUCGUGUUUGCAUUAUUCUCCAUGUUGGGUGGAAUAGUUGUUUUUGUAACAUCUUUAAUGUUGAUCACAGCUUUGCGAAAAGAACAUGAAAAGAAAAUGGUGCCAUGGUUAUAUAGUUUUGCCAUUUUUACUCUUUUCCGAUUAUUUGCUUUUAUAUUCUUUAGUAUUGUAAAUGACAUGAUAUUCGCUUACAAUAUCAUGAUGUGUCUCCUGUGGAUAAUAUUUGUGUGCAUUUCUGCAUAUGGUUGGCUUAUUGUAUAUUCUCUAUAUCUUGAACUAUGUGAUCUAACAAGAUUGGAAGAUCUGGCUCAUCUGCGGAUUGGUACAAUGCAGUCUCUGAAUGCAUCAACAACACAUUCCAUUGCUGGUUCUCGACCUACAACGCCUCAUAGUGCAGUAUCAACUAUGCCUGUUAAUUAAAUUAUAUACAUAUGAUACAUAUGAUACAUACGAUACAUAAUUUUAUAGUAGAUGA